AUGAAAAAAUCAAAUCUUAAAAAGAAUGAAAAAGAACUGGAAGAGUGCAUUGAAAUAGACUGUAAAAGUGGUAGUUCAGAAUCGUUAAAUGAAACGGGAAUAUAUAACUAUGCAUUUGAUCAUCAUUCAAUAAUUCCAAAAGCUGCUUCUGAUGAUUGGGUUAUAAGCAAUGAAUUUUAUUCAAAUAAAUUUUUCACAUUAAAAGGUGCUGAAUUGAUUCAUUGGGGAAUUCACACAGGUUACCCAAGUUUUUCACAGUUAAUAAAAAGUAUUUCAGAAAUAUCAAAUUCAUUCAUCGAAAUGUGUUUUAGACAAACACAAACUCCUGCAUAUCAAACUGGUCACAUUAUAAAAUCAAUGUUGUGGUCUGGGGUUUACAUUUGGGCAACAACAAAAAUGUAUCGUGAAAAUAAUAAUGAUCCUUGGAGUUUUAAAAAUAUUCCAGAGAUUUAUUAUUUUUUUGAAUCGACGUUUUUGUGGAUGCUUUCUUAUGAUUAUGUGAUUGAGUCUCCUUCAGAAAAAAACUAUAAUAGUUUAUUUGAUUAUUUAUAUUACUCGGUGGUAACUAUUGGUACAGUAGGGUAUGGUGAUUUUUCUCCACAAAAAAGAGAGGGAAGGCUUGUUACAAUCAUUGUAAUCACUCUAACUCUUGUAUUGCUUCCACAUGAAUUCCAAAGACUGAAAGAAGCAUUAAAUACACCGCCCGACUCAAUUGGGUCAUUUAUUAGAAAAAAUGACACAUAUUUAUGUAUUAUUGGAGCAAUCCCACCAAAAUUACUAUUUAUUACAAAAAUUCUCUCUCUACAAAAACAGAGAAGAUUCAAAUCUAUAAUUCUUAUAACACCGAUAGAAAUACUAGAGUACCAAAAUAUAGUCAAAAUAUCACAGCAAAGAGGCUAUAUUCGAUUAAGUAUAAAACAAGGUUCUUUGGGGUCUGCAAUAAACAACCUAGUACAGUUCAGCUCUAUUGUUUUAAUAUAUGGAUCAGAAAAACCACUAUUGCAUAAAGAAAUGAUUUUGAAUAAAGAAAUGUAUAAAAGUGAUUUCGAUGCAUUUAUUACUGCUAUGUGUCUAACUAAUUUAUUGGGGUUAAAAGAGAAAUUUUUUCUUGUUUUUAAUUCAUCUCAAGUUGCAAGUAUGUCAAAGAUAACUGGCGUAUUAGGAAGUCUUUCAUUGGAAAAUUUAAAAAUUAAACUACUAAGCAAAAGUAUUAGUAAUUGUCCAGGGUUUUUGCCAAUAAUAUUACAUUUAAUUAUACCAAAAAAUGAAAACAUGCUUAGAAAACUCCAAGAACCUCCAAAAAAUACAUUUUUUACUAGUAAUAUUGAUAGAUCAAAAAUAACUUCAUAUGAAUGGAAGUGUAGGUGGAGAGGACUUCAUUUUAAGGUUCAUACAUUAAGAUUCCCGAAUUCAUUUUUUGGAUAUCCAAUACAAAUUUUUACUAAAUAUAUUUAUAAACAUUUAGGAAUAUUUUUGAUCGGAAUAUAUUGUCCUAAUACAAAUAAAACAUAUUUAAACCCUCAUCAAUACAUUAUUGGAGAUACUUCAAAUAUUCAUUAUGAAGGCUCAAAUUAUCUUGGGAUUGUGCUAACUUCGAGUAUCUCACUUUUGAAAAAAGCAGAAUUACUGGAAUCACCAAAAAACUACACUGAGGAGUUUAUUAAAAAAAUAGGAAGGAGAAGUUGCUCUCCAUCUAAUGUAUUUCUUACAAGGGUUAAAAAGCUCAACUCAAAAGAAUAUAUUGAAAAUAAAGAACAUUUGAACAUUGAUGAGUGCAAAUUAAUUUCUGAAGUUCAGAAACAGUACGAUUCAAAUGAUUUUGAUAAAAAUUUUAUAAAUAAGAAUUUUACUAAUAUUAAUGAAACUGCAAAAAAUACACAAAACAGCCAACAUAAUCGUGAAUUUACAAAUUCAAUUCAAUAUUCGAUUUCUUACGACGACCAAUGCUGCUUUGAUCAAAUGAAAAACGCUGUUUUGCCUAAUAACUUUGAAGAUUCUAUAUCAAAUAUGGCAAAUAUUAAUAGCAAAUUUGAGAUGUGCAAAAUAAAUUCUUCUAAUUCAAUUAAUCUUUCACAGUCCAAUAUGAACUUAUUACAUGAAGUGAAUAUUAAUAUUCCGCUAGUUACAAAUUAUUUUGAAGCUGUUUCAAGGGUAUUUAUAAAUAGAGAAUAUCCAAUUGUAUUAAUCAUUGGAUGGUAUGAAAGGAUUGAUAUGCUGAUAAAAUUUACCUUUUCACUUAAGCCUUCCAAUUUUAUUGUUUUAUGCGAGAAAAAUAUUGCUUUGAGUUUUAUAAAUGAGGAAUUUUUCGGAAAAAUUGCCCGAGUAUCUGGUGUUGGUACAUCAGAGAAUGAUCUAAAACAAGCCGGGGCACUGGUUGCAUCGAGAAUUAUUAUUUUUGAUUCAACUGGAAAUGUUUUAAACAAAGAUAAAGACGAGUUAAUUAAUGUUAGACAUGGGAAACAUGCGAUUAAUACGUGGAUAACAAUAUGUUAUUUAUUUUCCAAACACAAAAAAAAAGAUAAUUCUUCCUUAGUAGGAUCCCGAAAAAUUCCACCUUUGAUCAUUGAUAUUAAGGAAACGGAUAUUGGGUUGUUGUUAUUUCAAUAUUCUGAUUAUUGGCCAGCAAGAAUCGAUGGGUCAGAUUACUCUGUUUCAUUUAAAAACGACUUGGAUUUUUUUUAUUCAAGACAAUUUCUAAGUGGACAAUUUUUUGUGGAUAACAUUAUUGACUCCUUGGUUCCUUUUUUGGUACCAAUAUUGGAUAAUAAUCCAAUAAAUAAAUCAUUUAUUAACCAAAUAAUUGAUGGCAACCAAACCUGUAAAACAUUUGGCAAUAUUAGGUAUAACGAAAAGAACUGUAAUUUACAAAUGGAAGAAAUUCCAUUCGUAUUUGUUAAUUCUACAUUUUAUAACUUAUUUUCGCAACUUCUUAAACAUAGAAGGUUGGCAAUUGCCAUUUAUAGGCCAGUUAGAGUUGAUGAACAUCAAUUCAAUAAAAGGGAAGAUUUAAAGAAUCAAAAGUUCUCUCCAAAUUUGGGAGAAUUAGAAUCAAUUAUUAAUGAUAAUUCUCUGAAAGAAUGCUUUAAUUGUGAAAGUCACAUUAUAAUAUCAUGCCCACCACCAAAAUUUAAAUUAAACAUAGGAGAUUGUGUUUAUUUCUUAUAA
Messenger RNA from Cryptosporidium ubiquitum, 3165 nucleotides. RefSeq names its product ion transporter. The record is from RefSeq and is a predicted model, not a curated record. NCBI's taxonomy places the organism in Eukaryota, Apicomplexa, Conoidasida, Eucoccidiorida, Cryptosporidiidae. Bases 1 to 3165 code for a protein of 1054 amino acids. The transcript has 7 exons.